Mangifera indica (mango) is the source of this 1684-nucleotide messenger RNA. RefSeq lists its product as uncharacterized. The coding region runs from base 120 to 1427 and encodes 435 amino acids. The record is from RefSeq and is a predicted model, not a curated record. The transcript has 12 exons. NCBI's taxonomy places the organism in Eukaryota, Viridiplantae, Streptophyta, Magnoliopsida, Sapindales, Anacardiaceae.
AUGAUUUGACCUGGAAGUUCUGUUUUUAAAACUAAGCCCCUGGCCCUCUCUUCCCCAAUUUUAACUUUUUGAAUUUCCCUCAAAAGUAUCAGUGGUGCAGAGAGUAAUUGAGAGGCAAAAUGGCUGAUGCAAUGGAAGUAUCUACUGCUUCCGAUCCUUUCGAUCUCAACUCCAUUCAUUGUGAAGUGAGAGAGUUGUUGGAGAUCCGUAGAAGCUAUGACGAAUUCGGAAGGGAAUCCAUCGCUUCUGAUUCAGAGAAGUUACUUAAAGAUUUUGCUAUUCAUCUCGAGAGCAAAGUGAAGGAAAUUUUAUCAGAGUGCUCUGAUGUUAGUUUCUUGGGAAUUGAAGAUAUAGAAGCAUACAUAGGGCAUUUGAAAGAGGAGCUGAAGAAUGUGGAAGCUGAAAGCAGUAAAAUUUCUAAAGAAAUCGAGUCUCUUGGGAGAUUGCAUGUAGAAGAUUCUAAUAGACUGGAUAGUGAUCUUGAAGAAUUGAAUUGCUCUUUGGAUUUAGUUGCAUCACAGUGGGGUCAAGGGAAGGCAAUAGAGGAUCUACAUGCUGAUUGCUCUAAAGAUGGAGAAGAUCAAUCAGAUUUGAUAAAUAUUCAUGAAGAACAGAAAUUUGAGCUUGUGAAACUUGAAAGUGAGAUUGAAAAGAAUAAUAUAAUUUUGAACUCCUUGCAAGAUCUUGAUUCUAUGUGCAGAAGGUUUGAUGUUUUAGAGCAGAUUGAGGAUUCAUUGACUGGUUUAAAGGUCAUUGAGUAUGAUGAAAACUGUUUUAGGUUGUCAAUGCAAACAUAUAUUCCAAAAUUAGAAGAAUUAUUGUCUCAACAAAUAAGUGAAGAUGUCAAUGAGCCAUCUGAAGUGAAUCAUGAAUUGCUUAUAGAACUUGUAGAUGGGACCAUGGAAUUAAAGAAUGUUGAGAUAUUUCCAAAUGAUGUAUACAUCGGUGAUAUUCUUGAUGCUACAAAGUCAUUCAGGCAGUUCUAUUCACAGUUUACAGUGGUUGAGUCACAGUCUUCGUUGCAGUGGUUUGUAAGAAACGUACAAGACAGAAUCAUUCUAAGUACUCUGAGACGAUUUUUAGUAAAAAAUGCCCACAAAUCAAGUUCAACAUGCAGGCAUUUCUUUGAGUACUUGGAUAGAGAUGAGAUGAUUGUGGCUCAUUUGCUUGGUGGAGUUGAUGCAUUCUUAAAGGUGUCUCAGGGUUGGCCACUGUCAAAUUCUCCAUUGAAAUUGAUCUCUUUGAAGAGCUCAGAUCAUCAAUCAAAGCAAAUUUCUCUAAGCUUUUUUUGCAAGGUCGAGGAAAUGGCAAAUUCCUUGGAUGUACCCAUUCGACAAAAUUUAUCAAGCUUUGUUGAGGCUGUAGAAAAGACACUUGUAGAGCAAAUGCGCACAGAACUCCAUUCUGAUGUUGCCCCUGGAAAAUGAGCGUUAUGGUAAUCCUAUUCACUGCUUGGUAAGGUCGAUUAUAACUUCCCUCUACCAUUUAAAAUAUGUUUCAUAAUUAGCACAAAUGCUCAGCUGUCUAAUGUUUAAUAUUUGAAUGAGACGACAAAUCUGUGGCUUGUUUUUGGACCAAUUGAUCUCUAUCUACAUUUAAAGUUUUGGCCAAUUUGGGAAACCGGUUAGAUUUUGGUUGUACCAUUUAAACCGAUAAAUUGGAUAGCUGAAAAACCCAUUCCCAA